This is a messenger RNA of Pelodiscus sinensis (Chinese soft-shelled turtle), 2878 nucleotides long. The record is from RefSeq and is a predicted model, not a curated record. Lineage: Eukaryota; Metazoa; Chordata; Testudines; Trionychidae.
AGUGAAUGUGCCUCUUGAGAUGAAAGGCAAUUGACAGAGUGAGCACUGGAGUUUGGACUUAAGUGGAAGUUCUGACUCACUCUAUCUCAAAGGGGAGUCAACAGAACAUCUCCUAUUGACACACUGCUGCAAAGACACUGUGACAGCACACUGUUAUGUUAGUGUCCCAGGAGGAUUCCAGUUUUGGCAAAUAGAUGCUACAGUCUCUCUUCAAGUAAUCUGAAGUCCCACCAUCUUGAAGAAACACCUCCAAUGGAAUGUGUAUGCGAACAGCACACCUUGAAGACCAGCAAGUACUAUAUAGACCUGUUGAAGUUCACGAACAAAAGGAAGUGGGAUACACAAGCUGCAAAUUGUACCAAGGGAUUAUUUGAGUUUACAGAAUUCAGAAAUCUUUAAUAAACUAAAUUAUAAGUUUUUGUUCCUGCAAUGGGUAACAAGUGCAAAACCCAUUUCUCAUGCCUGGAAGUGGUACUCAUUGUCCUCCUGGUGCUGAUGACAAUAAUUACUUUGAUUCUUCUAGUUCUUCUCUUUAUCCCGCAGAAAAGCAAGACUACAGGCAAGAAAAGCACAUUACUUAAUGCUACUGAUUCUAAGAACUACCGGAUUGGUGUUGGCCGCGCUGACUGUACUGGACCAGUUGCAGAAGUCCCUUUGAUGGGCUAUGCCAAUCCUGACCAGCGGGCUGGUGGAAUUCUCUCGCGUCUGUAUAGCCGAGCUUUCAUUGUGGCAGAGCCUGAUGAUUCCAAGAGAGUGGUGUUUGUCAGUGCCGACAUAGGCAUGCUGUCUCAGAGACUUAGGCUGGAGGUAAUCAAGAAAUUGAAGAGUAAAUAUGGGGAUUUAUACACACAAGACAAUGUUAUAUUGAGUGGCACUCACACCCAUUCAGCACCAGCAGGCUAUUUCCAGUAUACUAUCUUUUUGCUAAGUAGCAAGGGACUUAUCAAACCAUCUUUGAAUGCCAUUGUAAAUGGGAUUGUAAAGAGCAUUGAUAUAGCACACCAGAAUAUGACCAGAGGAAGGCUUUUUAUCAAUAAAGGAUUGGUAGAAAAUAGCCAAAUCAACAGAAGUCCUUACUCUUAUCUUCAGAAUCCAGAAUCUGAAAGGAACAGGUAUUCAUCGAACACGGACAAAGAAAUGGUGGUACUGAAGAUGGUAGAUGUAAAUGGAAAGGAGCUAGGUCUAAUCAGCUGGUUUGCAAUUCAUCCUGUCAGCAUGAACAACACAAACCUUCUCGUAAAUAGUGACAACGUGGGCUAUGCAUCGUACCUCUUUGAACAAGAGAAAAACAAAGGACUGCUUCCUGGAGAGGGAUCUUUUGUAGCGGCCUUUGCAUCAUCCAACCUGGGAGAUGUCUCACCCAAUAUCAAAGGCCCACACUGCAUAAACACAGGAGAGUCAUGUGAUAACCCCAACAGCUACUGUCCAGUAGGAGGGGCCAAAAUGUGUAUGGCUGCAGGUCCUGGCACUGAUAUGAUUGACAGUACAAAAAUUAUAGGACAAAAUCUCUAUUUGAAAGCAAAGGAACUGUUUACUCUGGCCUCCCAGGAGAUAACAGGACCUCUCCAUUCAACGCACCAGUGGGUGAAUAUGAGUAACGUUACUGUGCAACUCAAUGCCACCCAUACGGGUAAAACCUGUAAACCAGCCUUGGGCUACAGCUUUGCGGCAGGUACUACUGAUGGAGUGGGAUUCUUCAAUUUCACACAAGGGUCCCUGGAAGGAGAGCUAUUCUGGGAAAUCAUUCAUAACCAGCUGCUUGGAAAGCCAUCCAAUGAAACAAAAGAGUGCCACAAACCAAAGCCAAUCCUUUUAAAUACUGGAGAGAUUUCAUUACCUUACCCAUGGCACCCUGAAAUAGUUGAUGUUCAGCUUUUUACCAUUGGGUCCUUGGCAAUAGCUGCUUUUCCAGGCGAGCUGACGACAAUGUCUGGACGGAGACUACGAGAAGCUAUUAAAAGUGAAUUUGAAUCCCAUGGGACCCAAGGAAUGAAUGUCGUAAUUGCAGGCUUGUGCAAUGUUUAUACCCAUUAUGUUACUACCUACGAAGAAUACCAGGUUCAACGAUAUGAGGGAGCAUCCACCAUUUUUGGGCCACACACUCUCUCUGCUUAUAUUCAGUUGUUCAGAGGAUUGGCCAAGGCUAUUGCUACGAAUACAAUACAGGAUUUGCUGAAGGGUCCAGAGCCACCAUUCAUGUACAUAACCAACAUGACUUUGUUACCUGGGGUUCUUGCUGAUGUCGCACCAAUUAAUAAAACAUUUGGGGAUGUGUUACAGGAAGUGCGAGCACAGUACAGAGUGGGUGAAGUUGCUGAAGUAACAUUUGUAGGUGCAAACCCCAGGAAUUCUGCCGAGAAUACUACACAUCAAACCUUCCUAACAGUAGAAAAAUAUGAGAACAUUUCUGGAAAUUGGCAUGUAAUGUAUAAUGAUGCUUCUUGGGAUACCAGAUUUCACUGGACAAAAGGAUUCCUUGGUCGCAGCAAGGCCAAAGUGGAAUGGCAUAUUCCAUGCAGAAUCCAAUACUUUGGGCACUACAAGGUUCAACCAUUUCUGAAGUCUGCUCUGUUUCAUUCAUUCAAAGGCACAUCUUCAGUGUUUGAAGUUGUAAAAUUCUAGCUUCUUCCUCCUUGGGGGAAAAUUUUGCUUCAUAGUAAUAGUGUAUAUAAAUACAUAAUUUGGAAUUCUUGUUAGAGUACCAGUAAUUCAGUGCUAAAUGCAUUAGUUCACAUUCUUUGGAAUGAUUUGAUCUAUUUGAUCUUCAGUCCUCCUUGGCUGGUUUGAGGUAUUUCCAUUCUCAUUGCUCUUGCCCAGCCCUAUUAUCAUUGCAGUGAACUCCUACUCCAAUAAAUGAUUCAUCAUUUUUUUAAAGUCA